Brassica oleracea var. oleracea is the source of this 667-nucleotide messenger RNA. RefSeq names its product classical arabinogalactan protein 4-like. The transcript has a single exon. Lineage: Eukaryota; Viridiplantae; Streptophyta; Magnoliopsida; Brassicales; Brassicaceae. Bases 132 to 551 code for a protein of 139 amino acids. The record is from RefSeq and is a predicted model, not a curated record.
UUAAUUAAUACUUCAUAUUCUCUCCUUUUAUAAGUCCUCUUCCAUUUUUCUCAACUUCAGAACUCUCGCUCUCUCUCUCUCUAAUCUCAUAACCUCUCUCACUAUCAAGAAGAAACAUCUUCUAAAGAGAAAUGGGUUCCAAAAGUGUCCAAGUUUUCUUGAUAAUGGCUCUCUUCGCCACAGUUGCACUUGCUCAAGCCCCAGCUCCCACUCCCACAGCUACUCCUCCUCCUCCCGUUGCUACUCCUCCUCCGGUCGCUACUCCUCCUCCAGUGGCCACCCCACCCCCCGCCGCAACUCCAGCUCCAACCACCACUCCACCACCUGCCGCGACUCCAGCCCCCGCCACUACUCCACCAGCAGCUGCUCCUUCUCCAUCUGAUGCUCCUAGCGCCUCUCCACCAGCACCAGAAGGUCCCGCCUCGAGCCCUAGCGGACUUGCUCCAGGGCCUUCAGAGGAUGCGCCUGCUCCUAGUGCCGCUUUCUCCAGCAAGGCUUUCAUCGCCGGAACCGUCUUCGCUGCUGUUAUGUACACCGCCGUUUUAGCUUAACAUCUUUUUAUUUUUUACAUUUGUUCCAAAUUUCAGAUUUUCUUUUUUUUUCUUUAUUUCUUCCCUCAAUUAUUUCAAAUCUUUGGUGUUAUGUGAGUAUUUCUUUUAUUUUCGUA